AUGACCCCCGUCCGCAACGCCCGCGUCCUCUUCAAACAAGGCCCUACGCCCAACACUUAUCCCGAGCCUGGCAAGGCGACCGCCUCUUUCGGAUCCAUCCUACGGUCGUCCAACUCGCCAAAGCGGCCCGCGGUGGUCGCGAGCGCGGGCUCGGACGAGAAGGUCGCCUCUUUGAAGUGGCUCGGCGCGGAUGUCGUGUUCAACUACAAGACAGAGGACACCGAGGCGAUCCUGGAGCGUGCGGGCGGGAUCGACAUAUACUGGCAUAACGUCGGCGGGCAGACCCUCGAGGCGGCACUGCGCACAAGUCUGCUCGGUUCAUCCGCGUACAACCCGGCGGGCUACGCACCGAAGAACCUGUCGCUCGUCGUCGGGAAGGAGAUCCGGAUCAGCGGGUUCAUCGUCAGCAACCUCUACCCCAAGUACCGCGAGCAUUGUUACAAGGAGAUCCCGCGUUUGGUCGCCGCGGGGAAGAUCAAGUACACGGAGGACCGCUCCGUCGGGCUCGAUGCGACGGGUGACUCGGAGGCGAUCCUUGCGGUGCAGAAGGGCAUGAAUACGGGGAAGAAGGUCAUCGUGGUCGCGGAGGAGUGA
Rhodofomes roseus is the source of this 594-nucleotide messenger RNA. RefSeq lists its product as uncharacterized. The record is from RefSeq and is a predicted model, not a curated record. Bases 1 to 594 code for a protein of 197 amino acids. Gene Ontology annotation, molecular function: oxidoreductase activity, acting on the CH-CH group of donors, NAD or NADP as acceptor. The transcript has 5 exons. NCBI's taxonomy places the organism in Eukaryota, Fungi, Basidiomycota, Agaricomycetes, Polyporales, Fomitopsidaceae.